Molecule: messenger RNA, 4215 nt
Organism: Orbicella faveolata
Lineage: Eukaryota; Metazoa; Cnidaria; Anthozoa; Scleractinia; Merulinidae
Source: RefSeq, a predicted model, not a curated record
GUGUCACACAUCGCUUCUAGUCGAACUCAGUCGAAAAAGUACACAGGUGUUCGGGAAUUUGAAGUGUAUUUUGUAACUAUUUUACUACAUAAUGGAGGAAUUUCAAGUUCCAUGAGAUAUGUAGAGAAUUUGCAAUAAAUCGAGACUUCAUCAAGGACCAAACCGACGAUGGAUUUGUUGUUUUAUGUGAUAAUAAUAGUUGUUAUAGUUCUCAAGCUCAUCUUCUGGAUAUUUUACUUCUAUGCAAGAAAUCGAAGACGGCAACUGUCUCUAGCAUUGAGACAGCAGGCACAACCGGCUCCUCAGGGUCGCCAAUUUGAGGAGGAACCUGCAGUUCCACAGCCAGCAUAUGUUUUUACUGAGUAUCCAUUUGGACUAGAUGAUGCACCAGCUACCUUUCAAGUUCCUCCUGUUUAUUCAGAGGAAGAUCCUGUCAAACGGGAUGAGCCUCCACCUCCAUAUGUGAAUGAUGAUGAUACAGAAGGACUCAUAGAGAACCAGGAAAAUUGACAUUAAAAGUGUAGAUAUGGAAGAGUUUGUAUAUAUACACAUCUUGUAAUUUUGUCACUAGAUAAAACUUAAAAUAGCAGAGAUGUAAAUUAAAGGCACAUGUAUGCCUAUUGCGAUUCUGGAUCAGGACACUACCAUGUUAACUGGCACUACAAAAGACCCAAACUACUGCCAGAUAGCAAUUUACAUGAGAAACAAUUCUAUCUGAUAUUUGUAGCCACUAAAAGGUUUAAAGCCAAAGGGUGGGGAGGUUCUAAGAGUAAUUUUUCACUGGCUGAGUGAAACAAAAUAAGUGAAAAAUGUUUUUCUAACACACAGCUGGGACCUGGGUAUAGAUCAUGCAACCUGUGGGUAGGGCAGUUGUUUCUGUUGCGUUAGCCGUUGUCGACUUUCCUGCCCACUCACCCAAAGAUUUUUAAGUUUUUAUAUAAUGCCAGUAUAUUAUACAAGCCUUGAACUCUUUUCGUUACUUCCAGUCUUCAGCGUAAUGUUACUUGUGUUAGCUUUGAUUUUACAAUGAAGAUCAGGGGGUGGCAGUCAGCUUGACAUGGCUACCAAUGGUGUGUGAGAAAAGCUCUAAAUAUAUUUGCCCACAAGAUCUAGGAAUGCGUUCUUGUGAAUUGGGUUUUUGAACCUUCUUCAUUCCUGGUUGAUUAAAAGUUUCACUGAUUCAACUUUGAUCAUAUUUGGUAGUGAUGGUGCAUUAACGCCUUUGCAAAAGCAAAUUUACAACUCUUUCUUUCAUAACUUGGUCUAUAGUUAAAGGAUUUAUUUUACAGCAUGUAAAGAACACUAUUUUCUUGUGGGAAGCAUCUAGCCUGCUCAGGUAGUCAAACACAACACAUGAUUUGGCUGAUCUUGCCCCCUUGCAGAGCUAGCCAUAUAAUAAUAAUAAUUAACAGCCUGAGGUUAGCGGACACAAACCCCAAAUAAAUCAGAAACGUGGGCGGUUGGCGGACACACCUAGUGAAUGAAUUGGGGUGAUAGUGCACUCACCCAGAGAAUGAAGCCCCCCAACCUAGCUGCUUAGGUAGGUAAGAAUAAGGUGGGGUAAGGGACCCACCUAGCCUGAUGCAGGCGAUAGCUAAGUGGAAGGUGUGCACCCAGGCCAGUAGUCCAAGUUUAUUUAUAGGGAGGGGAGGGGGGGUAGAGGAGGGAAAGGAAACACUGUACACUAGCUGAGAAAAAAUAGCCGACGUGCCUAGCGUGCUACUGGUACAAAGACUGGUGUAGCAAAACAUGUUCAUGAGUACUGUUUGUUGACACUGGAUAUGCAGCAGAUAGUAAAACUGAUAACGUAAGAUGAGCAUACAAAAGUAAUGGAUAGGAUUAAUACCGUUGACAUGAGCCUUAAUUGUUGAACUACAGUUUGAUAUUAGUCGAAGAAAAUAAGCAUAGAGUUUAAAUGUAACAUGAACGGGUGUUUAAUGUUAAUGUACAUACAAGACUGAAUAUUGAAGUUCAUUUGUACCCUGUAUUAGAGACCUUUAGAUCCAUAUUUGCCACAAACGUAUAACUGUGGUUUGAGGCUAGACGUUUGUUGUGUGCUGAUUUAAAUUGAAGUAAAUGGGACUGAAUAAAAAUCAUCCUGUCAAUGCAAUGGAGAUUGUUAAAAUAAUGCCAAUUUUGAAAAAAUGGUUAUGUUUUUUUGGCACGUGUAGCUUUCUAAAAUAAAGCAGCAUAAAACACACAUUCAACUUACAUGUAUGCCACUAUUGGAUUUCCAGUUAGGAUCAGUGCCUUUCUACAAACAACAACCAAACGCUACCUAAUUGCUUCUUUGCCUGAAAAAUAUAACCAAUUUGUGGAAAAAAGGGUUACUUUAUUCAUUUUCAGUAUUUGUAUGUAGUAUAAAAUGAAAGUCAAGGUAAUAAAGCUUGAGGUAAAUGACUUUUGUGAAAACCUACCUCUUGAUGUUCAAAACAUGACACCUCUAAUAUCCUAAUCCUUCACUAAAAAUUAAGCCUGGUAAGAAUAUUGAUAUCAGGAAGGAGAACUUGUUUAGGAGUUUAUACUUUGGCCUCUAGGACUGAGAGUUUUCUGAAUCCAAAUGUAACGUUUUUCCACAAUAGUAUAUUUUAGGGAUAUCACAUUGUACACUUGAACUCAGUUAGCCCAAUGUAGCAUUACAGAAUCAAACAUAUGGUUUUUAAUUAGAGUCUUGCAUGUGGUAACUAUCAGUAGAUAUUACUCUAAGCCUCAUUUAGUAACGUUAAUAAAAAAAGAGAGCUUUGUAAUGUUUUAUUAACUUUAGGCAUGCAUAUUUGAAGCAUGAUGUUAGAGAUGGAUCCUACUAGAGCUGUAAUUCAUAAGCAGGGUGCAAAGAAAGUUGUGUCUAAUAGCCUGGGGUUGGUGGAUUUUGUAGUCGCGCUAGUUGAUUCUUUUAGACAAGUGAAGUUCUUGGAAAAAUGUUUUGAGGAAAUUCAAAUUACUGUAUUUACUUGAGUAAGCACCACGGCACUUAUUUUUCACACCUCAAAUGCAGCACUUAUUCAAGGGAGGCACUUACCGGUAUGUGAGGGCAGUGUUUAUUUAAAAAGUGAACAUGACAAAGAAGUUUUUUCUUUUAAUUCAAAGGUACAUUUUUAAUCUGUGAUGUGAGAAAAUAUAACAGUAAUGAACAGAAGCAUCUUUUUAUUUUCACCAUCUGUCCCUUUGCGCACUGUGUCUUCAGUCAACUUUACCAUUGAGUCAACUUGAUCAUUGGUGAAAAUAAAUUUCCAAUGCCGUGUUAGACUCCACUGUAGACCGGGCUGCAGUGCGUGCUCUGGGGCGGUGCUUAUUAACUUUUAUAUCCCAAAUGUGGUGGUUAUUUGAGGGUGGUGCUUAAUUGGGGAUGGUGCUUAUUUGAGUAAAUAUGGAACCUGUAGAACUAUUGUAAGAGAUCAACAUUUGGGGCGCUAGUGAGAAUGAAUUUCAGGCUAUUACAUCAUAGUUACAGCUUGCUGUUAGAGCAAGCCGGAAAAUUAUUUUUCUUUUCACCCUGAUAACUCUCCUUUACAGGAGGGAUUGAAUUUUUCAGUGGACACUAGGGAUAUCCAUGGUAUCCACUGUAUCAGAAUUACACUUAGUCUGACAUGUAUCAACUCCUUUCCGAGUUGUGGUAACCCUUACAUUUACAAUGUACAGCCUGGAUCAUGUGUACUACAGGCAUCCAUGGUUGAGUGUCCCUCAGUUGAUGCCCUUGGUUGACCCUUGAUCAAUACUGGAUUGAUACUCGGUCGACUUUUUGUCAACACCUCGGGGACUCUCGAUCAACACUGGAUCGACAUCUCAGUCAACAGUCUACUAAUUUUCGAUCAAUGCAUGAGCCGAUCGACACUCGGCCGACUAACGACUGACUGUUGAUCUAGUGUCAAUCAAGUGUUAAUCACUGAAGGUGUCAAUUGGGUGUUGACCAAGUAUCGAUCAGGAUGUCAAUCGAGUUUUCUUUGAGAUGUCAUUCGGAUGUCAAUCAUGGGUCGAUUGAGGGUAUCGAUCGACACUCGACUGAGCAUGUCUUUAGUACACAUGAUCAUAUAGCCUUACUUUAAUUUUACAAUUAUCCGAUACAAACAGUUUGUAGAAUGGUGGUGUACAUGAUUAUGUCUAAAGUUCUAAAAUUUGUACAUGUAACAUCCUUGUUGGCCAAAACAAUGUAUUCACUAGAGAGAAUUUGAAUAACUAAGUAGACUUUAAUAAAAUUUCAGGUCAUUAAUUUUGUUA